UCAGCCGUGUGGCCGACAGGUGAGCUUUACCAGGAAGGUGACUGUUUAAUUAAAGUAAAACUCGCCUUUGCCCCGCGGCGGCUGACAGCAGGCUCCGGGGCCAUUAUGCGCCAGACAUUCGGCUCGCCAGGAUGUCCGUGAGCUACCUGUUGGAAAGGGACGGCGGCGCGAUGUACAGCAACCCCACGCGCCACGUUAACCUCGGCUACGGCCACCAGAACGUGUACCCAUCACCUCCAUACUCGGACUAUACCGGCUACCAUCACGUCUCCGCCGUGGGCAACGAGCACCAUCACGGAGCCCAGAGCGGCAGCGCGUGGAACCCGGUUUACGCGCCUGCGCACGACGAGUGGCCCCUGUACGCGCACGGAGCCACACACGCGCCCUUCCCCAGCCUCGGUUCCGUGAACGCAGGGAACGUGAGCGGCCUGGUGGCCCCGCAGGAACAGCGCAGCUUACCGAGUGUCCCCGGUCCUCCUCAACUGUCCCCUGUGUCUGAGAGGGACCAGGCCGAGUGGGCAAGACGCACAGGGCCACCAGCGAGCACAGGAGGGAAGACGAGGACAAAGGAUAAGUACAGGGUGGUGUACAGCGACCAUCAGCGCCUGGAGCUCGAGAAGGAAUUCCACUUUAGCCGUUACAUCACUAUCAGGCGGAAAGCUGAGCUUGCUGUGGCUCUCAGCCUCUCCGAACGCCAGGUAAAGAUCUGGUUUCAGAACAGACGUGCCAAAGAGAGGAAGCUGAACAGGAAGAAGAUCCAGCAGUCGCAGCAGGCCUCCACCACUACAGCCACUCCACCAGCCAUCGAUAUCCACGCCAGUGCUGCUAUAGUCGCGAGCACCAGCGGCAGCUUGUUGACAGACACUUUAUCUACGGCUAUUAAAGAAGAAUACUAA
This is a messenger RNA of Neoarius graeffei (lesser salmon catfish), 896 nucleotides long. It is a transcript of the gene cdx1a, whose product is annotated as caudal type homeobox 1a. The transcript has 3 exons. Lineage: Eukaryota; Metazoa; Chordata; Actinopteri; Siluriformes; Ariidae. Bases 132 to 896 code for a protein of 254 amino acids. The record is from RefSeq and is a predicted model, not a curated record. Gene Ontology annotation, cellular component: nucleus. Gene Ontology annotation, biological process: cell differentiation; embryo development; anterior/posterior axis specification. Gene Ontology annotation, molecular function: RNA polymerase II transcription regulatory region sequence-specific DNA binding; DNA-binding transcription factor activity, RNA polymerase II-specific.